GUCUGCUGGGGACUCAAGGCAGGGAUGGCUGGUUGUAGGUGUUACAGCUCCCAGCAAAGCAUUAAACAACAGCUGAUGCUUUUCUUUGGUCCUGCCAUCAUCACUGACAAAGUAAUCCCAGCAUGUCUGCCAUCCCCAAAUUAUGUGGUUGCCGACUGGACUGAAUGUUACAUCACUGGCUGGGGAGAAACCCAAGGUACCUUUGGGGCUGGCGUUCUCAAGGAAGCCCGGCUCCCCGUGAUUGAGAAUAAAGUGUGCAAUCGCUACGAGCUUCUGAAUGGAAGAGUCAGAUCCACUGAGCUCUGUGCUGGGGAUCUGGCAGGAGGCACUGACAGUUGCCAGGGUGACAGUGGAGGGCCUCUGGUUUGCUUCAAGAAAGACAAAUACAUUUUACAAGGAGUCACUUCUUGGGGUCUUGGUUGUGCACGUCCCAAUAAGCCUGCUGUCUAUGUUCGUGUUUCAAGGUAUGUUACUUGGAUUGAAAGAAUGAUGAGAAAUAAUUAAUUGGACAGGAGACAGAGUGAAGCAUCAACUCACCUAGAGGCUGGAACAUGGGUAGGGAUUCAGCAUGCUGGAAAUAAUUGACAGUAACCAAACGAAGACACUGUCCCCAGCCAGCAGCUUCGCCAGACCUCAGCAUUUUUUAUGGUACCGUGUGUAAGCUUUUCCUGUCUAACUGCUGGAUUCUGUAAUAAAGUGGCAUAGCUCUGACAUUUGUUAAAAAUAAACUCUAUACUUACUUUGAGUACAUUUUUGUUUUGGUCUUCAACAUUUUCAUGUUCUCGGUUCACCCCACCAAUUUUAAAUGGGCAGACUGAGGGGGUUUGACUGUUUUUGAUAAGAAACAGCCGCACAAAGGACUGAGAAGGCUGCGAGGUCACAGACGGGAGAGCCGAGUAUUCCUUGGAAGUCGUCCACGCAUUUGCCUCAUCAGCUAACGAGGGCUUGACACACAUUUUUACUGUCUUUACUCCUAACACUGAGAUGAACGUUUUCAAAGCUGCAACAUGUACGGGGAGCCAUGAGAACCAGUUCUGUUAUUGGAAUGAAAUCUGUUGCUGACUGUUGACUUGAGCCCAGAGGGGACCCAGAGCAGGGAGGUGUAUAUCAGGGAGUGAACCGGGCCAUGAGCGUGUAACACAAGACCAGCUGAGAGUCUGAAUGUUAUUCUGCGGCACUUGUGAAUCUAGGAAGGGUGCCAGGAGCAUGUAAAUGAACAAGCAAAUAUUGAAGGUGGACCACUUAUUUCCCAUUGCUAAUUGCCUGCCCAGUUUUUAAACAGUCUGCUGCACAUUGUCACAGGAGAAUGAACUGUGGCAGUGAUACAUGUUUAAACGGAAGAGAAAGGACAAAUGUACGUUUUUUACAAUUUAAAAUUUUAAUUGUUGCCAAAUAAACAUAUCCACUCAAAAUACAAUUUAACAGUGCAGCAGUCAUCUUACAGCAAAGAAAUGCAGAGAAGGGCAAAACUGCAAGUGACUGAAUAAAGGAUGAAUGUAGUCUCAAAUCCUCAAAGAGCCAUGUUUAUUUCGGUGACAAACAGAUCAUUUGUAUUCAAUUCUGAUGUGCUUUCAGGGCUAAGAUUCUCAUUUUACAAUUAGCACACAUGCGUAUACUGUGACCUGUUCUCCUUACAGAAAUGUUCUUCCUCAUGGUCAGUGUUUCCCUCUGGUACCAAUUUUGCCUGUUCACGUAAAGUAUUUUCUUUUUAAAACUCAGCAUGAAGAUUGGGUCUGAAAAGAUAAUGAAUAUACAAUACAAAGCAGAACACACAAGUUCCACAUUUCAAAGCUUUGAUAACAAAAAAGAAAAAUCAAAUCCCUUGUAAGUCUCCAUAAAGUCAUUUAUAAAGCUUCUGCUGAUCCUGUUAAGCAUGGAUAUAACUGACCUUUUCUUUUAAAUUAAAACGUAAGCUUUUCUCCAAGACAUGUCAAAGUGCCAAGACUGAAUGGGAGCUGUCCGUGUUUUUCACUUCUGACCACACAGGCUCCAUCGGAACUGAACCCACAAGUGUAGGAAAAAUAUCCCUUCACUGUUAAAAUCCUAAAAC
Sapajus apella (tufted capuchin) is the source of this 2050-nucleotide messenger RNA. RefSeq names its product plasminogen-like. Gene Ontology annotation, cellular component: extrinsic component of plasma membrane. The record is from RefSeq and is a predicted model, not a curated record. Gene Ontology annotation, biological process: proteolysis. Gene Ontology annotation, molecular function: signaling receptor binding; serine-type endopeptidase activity. The coding region runs from base 25 to 504 and encodes 159 amino acids. The transcript has 3 exons. NCBI's taxonomy places the organism in Eukaryota, Metazoa, Chordata, Mammalia, Primates, Cebidae.